GCCAAUCAAAAUCUUUCUCUCCCCACCCCCCUCUUGUCUUUAAAUCUGGACAUGCAUGAGCUCUCUUCUCCUAACUGAUCACAGAAAUUAAGAAACAUACUGAUGGAGAACUCUUAUGGGUCUUCAAGAAAAUCAAAGGAUGUUUCUCUCAAAGAGCUCAGCGAUAGGCUUGCUGAGUUUGCUCAAGUAAGAGGAUGGGAUCAAUAUCACAGUCCUAGAAAUCUCCUCUUAGCACUAGUGGGAGAGGUGGGAGAGCUGUCAGAGAUAUUCCAGUGGAAGGGAGAAGUUGCAAGGGGAUUACCCAACUGGAGUUCUGAUGAUAAGGAGCAUUUGGAAGAAGAGCUCUCUGAUGUUCUGCUCUAUCUUGUUCGUCUUGCUGAUGUUUGUGGCCUUGAUCUUGGCCAAGCUGCGUUGACUAAAAUAGUCAAGAAUGCAAGAAAAUACCCUAUUCUUAAUCAAACACAAACUUCCACUUUCAACUAGCAAUCCAGGAGCUUCUCAGCUCCCAUGCACCCGGCUUCUACAUCUCUUUGGUGUUUUUUAAGUUUCUCUUUUUCUUAAUGUAUUUGUCUAAUUUGUGAGAGGAAAAAAAAAAAAAAAAAGUGCUUACUGUUUUAUAUAUAUAUCCUUGUAUGAGAGCAUGCAUGUUAUAAAUUAGGAUCAUCGGAGUGAAUUUUUAUAUUCCUCCUUAAUUUCGUUGUCUAAAGUUUCUUUAAUUACAAUAAUUUUAUCUAGACGAUCUUGAUGAAUAUCUUAGUGUACUUGCUCCAGAAAAAAAUAAAAUAAAAUUUCAAAUUCUCCUUGUUCGGAUCCAUGAUGGUGCAGUCUGAGCUGGAGAUAAACACAAUACUUUAAUCCAA
Molecule: messenger RNA, 860 nt
Organism: Corylus avellana
Lineage: Eukaryota; Viridiplantae; Streptophyta; Magnoliopsida; Fagales; Betulaceae
Biological process (GO): nucleoside triphosphate catabolic process
Molecular function (GO): nucleoside triphosphate diphosphatase activity
Source: RefSeq, a predicted model, not a curated record